UUUGGCAGCGCGGGGUAUAGCUCCGUCCGUGUGCUGCUGGCUACUUCAGCAGAGCUGGCCUCUGAUUGGCUGUGAUGGUCACAUGGACUCAACGCGCGUCUCCAUGGCUCCAGUUCAUUAGUUGAUCAGUGACAUGAUAGGGAACCAGAAUUUGGAAUUUAGAUUUCUUCAAAAUUAAGUGUGAAGUACAAGAUGGAGAUGGAAAUAAGUAGACAGGUUCGUGAGAUGGACGAGAUAGCUGCUUUUUUACGCUCAGAAAUACGUCGACUCCAGAGGAAUUUACUUGUGAUUCCCAGGGAACUGACUGAAAGCAUUGAAAUGUUUCGUCGCACUGCCGCAGUCAUAAACACAGAGUUGAAUCGGCUCGAAGAACUUCGCAAGAAAUUCCGAGUUGCAAGGACCCCUAAAUCAUAUUCUUCUUCGUCAUUCCCAAGACCACCCAGCAGAGGACCACCAGGACCAGGUGCAGGAGGAAGCAAUGCCAAAUCUGAUACGAGGCCUUGAUUGAAUGAAAAUGGUAACAGCUCAACAUCAACAGCGGCACCAAGUUGUACUUUGACUUUAGGUCUACCAAGUCGUUCCAAGGAAUUUUCAAGGACUGUUAGGCUCUGAAUAAUUUUGAUAUUAUUUAACAACUCUUUACCAAGAUGUUUAGUGCCAUGCACAUGAGAGGUAAUGAAGCCAUUAUAGCUUUCAAAAUCAAAGGCACUUGUAGCCCAGAGGGGGCCCCAACGCUUGACAAGAAGCGUGACAUGUAAUAAAUUAUGGAUGUUGUAAGUAUAGAACUUGUUGUGAUACAGUUUACCCAAAUCUCUCACAAAGCAACGCAACAUUGCAUCUGCCAUAUCCAAUUCAUUGCUUGAAAUAUCCUCCUUCAGUAAUAGAUAUAUGGCUGCAACAAGUAACAUCCAGUGUUGAAAAUAUUUGGGUGGCAGAAACUUCUGAAAUGCAGGCAAUGAAAAAUAAAGUAACAUGGCACGUAAUUCACUGGCUUUAAAAUACUUCAAGUCCUUUAUCCCUCUUGGUAAUCUUUUGUGAAAGUAGGGAACUUUGAUUGCUCGAAUAAAUGCAUCAAUUUCAGCAAUGUGUUUACGUAAACACCAGGGACCUCUAACAUGAAAAAUGAUAUCCAGUAUAUAGCGAACACAGCCAAGAAGGACAAGGUGCAUAUAUUCUGCACUGAGACAAACACCUAGGUCUAAGAAAGGCAAUUCUGCUACAACUGUUUUACCAAGAACACCUUUUCGAGAUUUUCCUCUACGUUCUGCCAGUUCACCUUGCAGUGUCAUUCUUAAGUGAGUUCGUAAAUUGACUUCUUUGUCUUGAUAAACAAACCGCCUAAGAGUAGUACUUCUCUUCUGACUUGGAUCCUGCUGCACGGUUUUCUUUUUCUUGUUGCAAUUUUCUUCACGAGCACAAGUUUUAGAAUCAACACGCACUUUCACAGCUUUUUGCUCACAAACAUUGCAUCCAAAUCUGUGACUAAAACUUUUGACAUUCAGAAUUAUAGCCUUGGCAGGUGCAUCAACACAAAUAACAGGGCAUGCUGCUUUAGAUGUGAAAACAGUUCCACAUUGUGGAUGAGUCCAUAAUACACCAUUAGUAGAGAGAACUUUGACUGAAUCCACGAAAGGCUUUAAAAAAACAUUCAUGUUUGGCUUUGUCUUAUCAACAAAGACCCCACUCACAAGCAUGUACGAGUACCUUUUCCUUGGAUGCACAUCUACAAUAGAACACAAGGUACCCCAAAGCUCCUGCUUGGAGCUUGAAGAUAAAUUAACCCCAUCAGAGUUCAUCAUCAAUACAAUAUCAUACCGGCCACUUAAAACAUUUCGAAUCUUCUUGUAUUCUGUACCAUCUUGUAUGUCAGUAAUAUGACCCUCUUUAACAUCAGCAGUACGACGUCUUUGCUCAUCAAUAGCAGAUGCCAAACCCCUAUGCUCAAACAUAAACUUCAAUUGAUUUGCUAAACAGAAUUUAUAAAAUGUCCCACUUUGAGCAUCAAACUUACAAAGCAAACACACUCCAUUCUCUGACUCUUUGCUUUCUCUGCAGUUUAAGCAAUAAUAAUGUUCAGUUUCAAUUUGAAAAGAUGACAACUCAUUUAGUUUUGAUAGCAUUUGCCUCCCUGAUUUAGGAAACAAAUUGU
Molecule: messenger RNA, 2149 nt
Organism: Frankliniella occidentalis (western flower thrips)
Lineage: Eukaryota; Metazoa; Arthropoda; Insecta; Thysanoptera; Thripidae
Exons: 4
Coding region: 193-504 (103 amino acids)
Source: RefSeq, a predicted model, not a curated record